UUUUGUCGCCCCCCCCCCCUUCCUCUCCCCCGUUCACUCUUCAGCGGCGCGGCCCGCGAAGCCUUCAACCCCCUCCUCACACAACAACAACAACAACCAAAAACGAUUAAAAACAAACACAACAACAACAAACAACCAGCCGACGCCGAACGAUGUUCGCGUACGUCCGCUUCGUGGAAGACAAGGACUGUCAGAUCGUGGCCGCCUCCAGCAUCGUAGGUUUCGCGCCCUGCUCCGAGGAGGACUUCGAUGCUACGCGCGUGUACGCCGUGGACUCGCAUGGCGUGAAGCAGCAGGUCAACAUCGUCGCGAUGGCCGAGAGCGAGACGCAGCUGGAGGAGGUGGUGAAGCGGAUGCAGAUCCCAGGGAUCCUGGACGGGAGCCCGACCCCCGCCUCGGCCGAAGAGCUCGGCUCCUUGGAGGACGAUGAGGACAGCGACGAGAUCCUCCUCCAGACGCACAGAGAAGGCAAGCGCAAGCGUCACGAGGAAGGCGCGGAGCGAGGCGUCGGCGAGAAGGUCCGCAAGAGCCGCAGCGACAAGCGCCUGCAGCUGCUCUACCCCGUCGGCAUGGAGACGACGGCCGCGAGCGACGACGCAGACGAGGACGUCGGCGGCACGGUGCCGCAGCUGCUGUACAGGGAGUCGGUGCAGAACUACCGGAACACCAAGGUGUCGCUGCAGAAGUCCCUUCUGGAGCUCGAAAUGCUCAAGAAGGAAAACGAGGAGCUGCGCCGCAUGAACAAGAACCUGCAGGAGGCGCUGGUGCGCAAGAUCUUUACAGCCCCAGGAAUUGACUCGACGCGAGUUUACGGCGACAAGGGGAGCUCCGCCAACGCCUCCUCGUCAGGAAACGGUGCCGACGAGGCUGCUCUGCAGGCUGCGGACAACGGCCAGCAGUUGUCUGAAGAAACGAUGAAGCAGUGCAGCGCCGUUCUAAGCAAACAGAACUCGCAGCAGUCAACAGGAACGAGCGGUAUGCAGGGGAGCGGGAAUCCCAUGAUGCAAAACGACAUGCAGUUCCUCAUGGGCAUGAACAACGCCAUGCAGAUCCUCAUGGCAAUGAACAACGGCAUGCCCUUCCCGCCCGGCACUCAGCCCGCUUUUCCAGGUGCAACUGGCGGUUGCCCCACCAUGGCCAUCGGGGGGCGGGGAGUGGGCAGUUUUCGCGGGGAGCGCGGGCGAGGAGGCUACGUCAUAGACAUGUCCAAGAAGCCCAUCUGCAGGCAUUUUGCGCAGAAGGGCGGCUGCCGCUACGGAAACACGUGCGCCUUCUACCACCCCGGCAUGAAUGGACCCCCCCUGCCCUGAAGAUGAUGAAGAUGAAGAGAGUGGUGGGGGGGGUGGAGCGGGUGGUGGCGGCAGAUAUUCCAUCAGUCCGUCUGUCCGUGUAUUCCUCUGGUUACUGUCUCAUUCAGUGAGGAGCGGCGUCUAACGAUACUAUGAUAAUAAUUUUUUUUUAAAUCUCUUAAUCAGGGACCACACCCGAUUAAGUCGAUCACGCAGCUGUAGUUGCGUGAAACUAAAUUUUGUUCAUGCGGAUGUACCCCCAACUGCUGUUGCGUGGCGGUUGUGCAACCGGUGGACGCAAAAACGUUGAUCUUCUCGGUGACGGUCCAUCACUUGCACAAAUUUGCGGACGCGUAAGGGGCCGGCUGUCGCAAUCCUGACGUGGCGGGCAGGGGCGGGUAGAGGGGGGGGGGUUUAGGACGAACCACGGUCCAACGGGACGCGGCGUCCGCGUUGGGGGGGGGGGGGGGGGGCAGCCGCUCGCUCGAUCGGGAUUCGGACAGUGGUUGGACGCAACGGUUGAGAGAGAGAGCGAUCCAGCUGAUCGCAUCGUGGGGGUGGUAGAGCCAUCCCCUUCAGUCGCUCUCAAGCCCACUUGCCCGCUAACUCGCCCGCCCACUCGCAAAACCUUGACUCUCUCCGGAUUGCCCCGCCCGUUUUCGUCCCAGCCCGCGCGACGCCCGCCGCUCCGAUGAUUGUAGAAGCGACGGUGACGAGUUAACGAUUCGUAGUUUGUUUUUUUUAUUUUGUGUGGGAAAGCCCCCCGCACACACCCCGCCUCCCCCUCCCUCCCCCCGCAAUCAGAAAAAAACGCGUCCCCCACGCGACGGGCAAAGGAAGGGGGGGGGAGCAUCGGAUGGCGCCGCCAGCGAAGAUAGAAGUCCACACGCACGCGACUGCUUGUUGCUGUCCGUCGUGAUGCAUUUCUGGGCGUCCCGAUUCGAACUCGCGGCGAUUCCUCGUUCAGCUUGGCAGAUGCGUCCGCGAAAGAGCGCCGAGCGUCUCGAAGCGGGGAAAAUGUUUUCUCCGCAGAGAAACAUCCCAGCCCGGUGAAGUUUGGCGCCAUGCGACCGAAAUAUCGUCACGGUGAAGUUUGGCGAGAUUCGACCGCUCGGCGUUUCCGCGAAAGGCGUUUUCCGCUCGCGCCGACGAGGACGCGCCGCGUGAACCGCCCCGCCCGAGCUCCAAGCGAGCACUUGCCGCCCGUACGUUCGCUCUCGGGUCGCGUUGUGCCGAAGGUGCAGUGGAGCUCGCGACCCGCGCCCCUCCGCCCCCCCCGCCCCUCCGCCCCCACCCCCGCACACCUCGUCGGCGUAACGUCGGCGAUCCGCGCGUUCGCCGAUUGCCGGGGAAGCGUGCUGAACGUUCGGCUCCAGCUGCGCUGACGUUUCGGCUCUUUAAGUUGACUUGGGUUGAAGUGACGUGCCGGUUCACUUCCACGGAGGUGUUUGGAACACGCUUUCGUUUUGUGGGUCUCUGCGGGUCGCGACCAAGCUCGCCGCUGGGCUCCUGUCAAGAAGAGCUUCAGCAGCUCACAGGGUCCGUUGAAGCCGCUGGUUGUAACUUUUAACCUUUACCCACGAGCUCCCCCCUUUUUUUGUUAAUCGGCUGCUGGAUGACAGUCUCUCUCCACACCUAUCACCACGCUUGUCGCCCCCUCCCCUCUCUCUGGACCGGAUAUCCUGCCACCCACAGCUUCUCGGCACGCACUCUUUGACACUUCGUUAGUGCCUGGUGUGGUGCCAGAUCCAUCCAAGCACUGACGAGGCUCAACCCCUUCGCUUAAGCCUCCUGAGAUGCGAUGAGAACCCGAGGGGCGGGCGGGGGUGGGGGGGUGCAUUCGCCUGGGUGAUUAUGUGCGUAGGCAUCGUCACUGAUAUGCCUGCGAGAUGGUGUGGAGUUGAAGUCGGCGUCCCGGCGAAAUGGGAGCUUCGUGCCUCUCCCGUCGGCUUGGUUUUCGGUCUGAAUAAAAAUGUUCUCAUUUUAAUAACGGAUCCGUUUGUGUAAGAGAAUGACUUUGUCGACGUUUCUGGCGUCUUGUCGCUGGGUUUAUUUGGAUGGGAUGUUUAAGAAAAAAAAUAAAAUACCAACUGAUCGAAUUGAUUGGGAGCAAAAAAAAUGGUGUACUUCCACGAAAAGAAAAUCUACGAUGGUAGUAAAAUAAAAAAAUGUACAGCCCUUGUGGCAAUC
Molecule: messenger RNA, 3479 nt
Organism: Petromyzon marinus (sea lamprey)
Lineage: Eukaryota; Metazoa; Chordata; Hyperoartia; Petromyzontiformes; Petromyzontidae
Gene: PRR3
Product: proline rich 3
Biological process (GO): negative regulation of DNA-templated transcription
Molecular function (GO): metal ion binding; DNA binding
Source: RefSeq, a predicted model, not a curated record